Rhipicephalus sanguineus (brown dog tick) is the source of this 4036-nucleotide messenger RNA. RefSeq names its product alpha-2-macroglobulin-like. Gene Ontology annotation, molecular function: endopeptidase inhibitor activity. NCBI's taxonomy places the organism in Eukaryota, Metazoa, Arthropoda, Arachnida, Ixodida, Ixodidae. The record is from RefSeq and is a predicted model, not a curated record.
UGCCAGCGCCGUCGAAGACCGCGCGUCGUGCGUGAGUUUAUCGUCUGCGCCCAGGACCGUCGUGAAAGACCGUCGGAAAGCGAGGAACCUUUUCUGGGGCAUUCACGACCUGCAAAGAAUCGAGCCGUGACUGCAACCGUGGGGCUUACACCUAAAGGCGAAAAUGCAUUGGGGUGCAGUCGUCUUAGUCAUCAGUGCGGUUGCAUCGCAGCUUGCGGAGGGCGGGUACAUCUUCACGGCGCCGAAAAUACUGCGUAGCGAAACGGACGCCCUGUUCCGGCUAACGCUCACAGACGUCAAAGAAGACGGCAAGGUGACGGUCCGGCUCCUCAAGGACAAUAACGACAACGCCGUCUUGGCGGAGCAAGAGUACGACAUCAAGAACGGUGAAAGUGCUAUUCUACCGUUCCGAGUGCCCGAGCAUCUCGGCAGCGAAGUCAAUAUCAAAGUGAACGGAACUUUCGGAAGCUAUGUCUUUGGCGACAGCAAGGAAAUUGACUUCCAGAAGUCCAAGAACACAAUUCUUGUCCAGUCGGACAAGGCAAUGUACAAGCCAGGGCAGAAAGUUCGAUUCCGUAUUCUGCCUAUCAAUAACGAGCUCAAGCCUCUCACGGAUGCCAAGGCUACCAUCUACGUCACAAGCCCCAGCGACGUUCGGAUAGCUCAGUGGAACGACGUCUCUUUUGACAAAGGCAUCGUGCAGCGAGAUUUCCAGCUCACAGACGAACCCGAGUUGGGUCAAUGGCAGAUUGUCGUCGAACUUCCCACUCAGACAGAGCGGCAGCACUUCGAGGUUAAGGAAUACGUGUUGCCGAAAUUCGAGGUCACCGUAAAGCCGCCAUCCUACGUUCUUGCUGAUGCCAAGGAAAUCACGUGGAAAAUUUGUGCACACUACACCUUUGGCCAGCCUGUCGAUGGAACCCUGACAGUGAAUGUAACGUACGAGCGCUACUACGACUGGGAGGAAGAUGACUGCCCCAAAAUAAACCACACGGGACCCAUCAACGGCUGCUACAGCAUGGUUGUUAAUACGACCCUGCUUCGAUGUAACGACGACUACAGGGUUUACAGGCGCAUCUCGCUCGUGGCGCAAGUGAACGAGACCGGCACCGGUGUGACGAUGAAUAAGACCAACUUCAUCAGUCACACCUUUAAACCGCUCGAGCUCAACUUCUUGGAUGGAGAACAAGGAAAGAAUUACUUCAAGCCUACCAUGCCUUUCUACGGCAGGCUUCUCGUCAAGGAGCCCGACGGGGUUCCUGUAGGCGGAGAGCUCGUGCAGCUUUGCGUGCUUGUGCAGUCUGAGGAGGCAUACCGACAUUGGGGGCGCACCGACCGCCGUCUCAGCUGCAAGAACUACACAUCGGAAGAGUCCGGUAUCAUCAAGUUCACCAUCCGGCCGCUCAAGACUAGCGUGGUCACUAUCAGCGUCGAGGCGGUGGCGAUGAACUACAAGGCCGUGAAGUAUAACACCAAGCAGCCAAAGAGCACGCUCCGCCUCCAGCCCUGGUACUCGCCGAGCAACAAUUUCAUGCAGAUCGAGCCGCCGAAGGGCCCUAUUCCGUGCGCGGGAAAACACUCCGUGCGCUUGCGAUACACGGGAGAGCCCGGGACGCAGAAGCGGUUCCACUUCCAGGUGAUGGCUCGCGGCAAGAUACUCAAGAACGAGGUCGUGGAUGUUGUCUUCAAGCCCGAGGACGCGGUCCCCGUUGACGCCAGCUUUUUGGUGGAGGAAGACUUGAAUGAGAUGCUUCCGAGCGAUAUGGCCGAAAGCUCAGUGUCGACGGGCAUCUUCGAGUUUGAACUCGAACCGGACUACAGCUACGUACCCCGAGUUAAAGUGCUGGCCUUCUACGUCGGCCCCGAAGGCGAGGUUAUCGCGGACUCCGAACAGUUCGAAGUGGAAAAGUGCCUCCAAAACAACGUGACAAUGAGCUUCGGCUCAAAGGUAGUCCAACCAGCGACAUACGCUGCCAUCCACUUGUACGGCUCUCCUCGCUCCUACUGCGGUGUGGGCGUUGUGGACAAGAGUGUUCACCUUUUAAAGCAGGACAAUCAGCUGACGAAGGACAAAGUAUACGACAUCCUGAAGGGCCUGGACAUCACCCGAGACACGUGGCCGAGGCGGGCGUCCUACGUCUAUUGCCUAACGCAACGACUGGGCUCUUCUUUUUUUUUCUUACCCCUUCCGUUUUCUCUCUCUGCCUGUCCUUGGUCACAAUGGUGGGUGCCUGCACUCGCUGCCCGUGCCACAGUACCCAGGCGUAGGCCACUCGCAUUUUUCCCAUUUGCGGAAGCUCCCGCAUGGAGAGCCGCGGCUGCGUUUUCCAGAGACGUUGUAGGUGGCUUGCCCGGUGUUCCCGUCGCCCUGGACUCGGUGGCACAGAGCGCUCCGUCGGUCAACAUCCCCGCCAAGUCGGCUGUCGAGGUGCGCACCUAUUUCCCCGAGACCUGGCUCUGGGAUCUCAAGGAACUCGAUGAGCGCGGUGAGCUGAGCUUCAAGGAGAAGAUUCCGCACACCAUCACCGAGUGGGUGGGAAGCACCGUGUGCAUUCACUCGGAGGACGGUAUCGGCGUCUCGGAUCCGGCGAAGAUAAAGGCGUUCCAGCCUUUCUUCGCAUCAUUCAACCUGCCUUAUUCGGUUGUGCGCGGAGAGCUCGUGCCCGUCAAAGUGUCCGUGUUCAACUAUCUCGAAAAGUGCCUGCCGGUCGACCUGAAGUUGGCUGAGUCCGCGGACUACCAUAUCGAGGGCGAGUCGGAGACAACACUUUGCGUGUGCGGCAGCAAGAGUCAGGUGCACAAGUUCCAGAUCAGACCGCAGAACAUCGGAGAGGUGAAUUUGACUGUGUCAGUGGCUGGAUCGCAGAGUGACACCGCCUGCAAAGAGCAGCACACCGAGAAGGUGGUGGCCAGGGAUGCCGUCACUAGACCUCUCAUCAUUGAGGCUGAAGGUGUUGAGAAGGAAGAGACUCAGAGCGUGUUCAUAUGCCCGAAAGAAAACUCGGCGAAGAGCGAGUUUGACUUGGCCCUUCCUGAAGACUUGGUGGAGGGAUCCGCUCGCGCUUACGUUUCCAUAACAGGAGAUAUUAUGGGCCCCGCAGUCAAGAACCUAGACUCGUUGGUGCAAGUGCCUACGGGAUGUGGAGAGCAGAACAUGGUCAAGUUCACGCCCAACGUCUACGUGCUCGACUACCUGAAGGCUACAGGAAAGAACCAAGAAGAAAUCAAAAGAAAAGCAGUGAACAAUCUCGAAACAGGUUAUCAGCGCCUGCAAAAAUACAAGCACGAUGACGGCUCGUACAGCGCCUUCGGAAACAUCGACUCAUCGGGCAGCAUGUUCCUCACGGCGUUCGUGGUGAAAUCAUUCAGGCAGGCCGAGAAGUACGUCUCGAUUGACGCUGGAAACCUGAACGAGAGCAUCAAGUGGAUCAUAACUAAGCAGAAGACCAACGGCUGCUUCCAGAACGUCGGCACUAUUCUCAGCUCCGGCUUGAAGGGCAAGGUGAACUCUACUGCACCGGGUGCACUCACGGCAUACGUGCUGACAGCUCUGUUGGAAGGCGGCCUGGCUGACGCUCAGGUCGUAGAGUCUGCGCUGCACUGCAUCCGGGCCCAACGAGAUCCGAGCGCCCAUAACCUGGCGCUGUCUGCCUACGCCGCUGCACUGGCCAGGCACGAGUCCACCAACGCUUACCUCGAGGAGCUCGAAUCUCUUGCGGUUCACAAGGGUGGCCUUACAUACUGGAGCAACGCCGGCAAGAAGGGGCCUUCAGCGUCGGCCGACGUGGAGACGGCGGCGUACGUGGUGCUGGCCUAUCUCAAGCUGAACCCACAGGAGAACCUGAAUAAGGCGCAGCCAAUUGUCCGCUGGAUGGCAACCAAGAGAAACAGCCGCGGAGGCUUCCAGUCUACGCAGCUUAUCGCACAGAGACAAGAGGACCAUGCAGAGUUCAAGGUUAUCGCACCUUUCAAAAAGCUACCAUACUACAUCAGGGCAAAGGAAAUCAGCAAGCGCAAGGCCAGGCCGCUGUUUUAG